UCAAAGAGGAGAUGAACCAACCACCUCUGCUCCAAACACCCGUCCUGAGAUGGAGCGUCUCUUCAGCCUAUAUAUUCGGGAGCUGUUCGUGACGUUCAGCGUCCUGACAUAAACGUUGUCUUUGUGGAGACACAAGAAGAAGAAGAAGAUUCCCGAAGAAGAUUUAAUAUUUUCAUUAAGCACUGAGAUUACAACUAUUUAGCCCUGGAGCUGUUGGACAGAAUGGCCGCAGGCGCUGGCGAGUGCCACGGAAAGGCCGGUCAGUACCGGGUGGAUCACCUCCUCAGUGCCGUGGAGAGCGAGCUGCAGGCCGGCAGCGAGAAGGGCGACCCCACGGAGAGGGAACUGAAAGUCUCCCUGGAUGAGAGCGAGCUUUGGCAAAAAUUUAAGGACCUUACAAAUGAAAUGAUAGUGACAAAGAAUGGCAGGCGCAUGUUUCCUGUGCUGAAAGUGAACGUGUCUGGAUUGGACCCGAACGCCAUGUAUUCGUUUUUGCUGGACUUUGUAUCUGCGGACAACCACAGGUGGAAAUAUGUGAACGGGGAGUGGGUCCCCGGAGGAAAGCCCGAGCCUCAAACUCCCAGCUGUGUGUACAUCCACCCGGACUCUCCAAACUUCGGAGCGCACUGGAUGAAAGCGCCAGUCUCCUUUAGUAAAGUCAAACUCACCAAUAAACUCAACGGAGGAGGUCAGAUAAUGUUAAAUUCCUUACACAAAUACGAGCCACGCAUCCAUAUAGUGCGCGUGGGAGGCCCAAGGAGGAUGAUCACCAGCCACUCUUUCCCAGAGACACAGUUCAUUGCAGUGACUGCAUACCAAAACGAAGAGAUAACUUCUCUUAAAAUAAAGUACAAUCCCUUUGCCAAGGCCUUCCUGGAUGCAAAGGAGAGAAGUGAUAACAAAGACAUCAGAGAAGAUGCCAAUGAAAACCAACAGUCAACUUACUCUCAAUUAGGUGGCUGGUUUAUUCCUGGCACAAGCUCCCUCUGCCCUCCUGCCAGUCCUCACAGUCAGUUUGGAAGCCCCAUCACCCUCUCUUCGUCCCACGGCUGCGAGCGCUACUCCACCCUGAGGAACCACCGCUCUGCCCCCUACACCAGCCCGUACGCCCAUCGGACCAACUCACCCACUGGUUACUCUGAUAACUCCUCAGCCUGUCUGUCGAUGCUAUCAAAUCACGAUAACUGGUCCAGUCUGCAGAUGCCAACACACUCCAGCAUGAUGCCCAUGGCCCACAAUUCCAACUCUGGUACCAACUCUAGUCAGUACACCAGCCUGUGGUCUGUGAGUAACUCGCCCCUGACUCCUGUGUCCCAGAAUGGAGGGAUAAACAACAGCCUGAGCUCCCAAUUCCUUCGAGGUUCCAGCAGCCACUACCAAGGCCUGUCUCACUCAGUCACAGCUCCCUCCUCUGGCUCUCCCAUGUAUGACAGUGGCACAGCCACAGAGGUGCAUGACACAGCUCAGUACGACACCUCCCCACAGGGGAGACUACCCUCAGCCUGGAACCCUAUUACACCUCCAUCCCUCUGAUGGAAGGGUCUCUGCAAGCUGAGAAAGAGACGGCCAUGAAGUGUUGUCUGCGGGAUCUUUGAUCUGAUGUGACUUAAAGGAAGAAUCAACCCCAAAUUAAAUAGGUUUUAUUUGUUUGCAAAUCUUAAAAUUCACAGACUGGCUGCUCUAAGGAGUUUGAAUUAAUCCAAGAAUUUUUCACUUUUCAUUUGGUACAAAUAGAAUUCAACAGUGACUUUGAGUUCUUGAACUCAACCUUUAAAUUUUACUUUGUAAUGUAAUGUUUCUAUAAAUUACCUUCAUGACUUAUAUGUUUUAUAACUCUAACAACAACAAAAUUAAUGUUUAUUUUCAUGUUUAGUUGAUUUUCCCUCAGGUUCACCAGAUGCUUUUGUUCAGCAUAGCAGGAAAAAGUAUAUUUUAAUAUUUGUCACCAAAAAUCAUUUUUAACCUGCUUAUAUUAAGCGUAAGUCCAUGAUAUUCACAGCAGUAAGCAAAAAAUGUACAGCUGAAAAUUGUUUAUAGUGUAAAUGAGAAAACAAACAAGGUUUUACAUGUAAAUAGAUAAAUGAAGCUUUUUUAAUACAGUGAUGCUGUUUGAGCUUUACGUUCCAGAUUCUUUUAAAAAUGAAAUGAAAAGGAGGAGUGAAUGUCAAUAUUCUGCUAUGCAGAUGAUACAGAACUUUCGAUGUCAUUAAAAAAAAAUGUCCAGGUCUCUCAGGUGGCUGUUUUUGAGGCCUUGAACAUGACAAUAAAAACUUGGAUGUGCUUUACUUCCUGUUGCUCGUUGCUCACUAACACUGUUCUUUGUGUUUGUUUUUUAAGUUGUUGCACUUUG
Messenger RNA from Seriola aureovittata, 2350 nucleotides. RefSeq names its product T-box transcription factor Tb (gene tbxtb). Gene Ontology annotation, cellular component: nucleus. The record is from RefSeq and is a predicted model, not a curated record. The transcript is spliced from 8 exons. The coding region runs from base 223 to 1533 and encodes 436 amino acids. Gene Ontology annotation, biological process: mesoderm formation; heart morphogenesis; positive regulation of DNA-templated transcription. NCBI's taxonomy places the organism in Eukaryota, Metazoa, Chordata, Actinopteri, Carangiformes, Carangidae. Gene Ontology annotation, molecular function: DNA-binding transcription factor activity, RNA polymerase II-specific; RNA polymerase II cis-regulatory region sequence-specific DNA binding.